GGGCUUGGCGUGCACCGUUAUGGUAACAGCUCCACUUUUGUCUCGGGCCACCGGACAAGAAGCUUCCUGUGCUGCUCGAGCGGCAGCCGGCUGUCCUUUCACCUGGUAACACAGUAUGGAGGGCUACAUACUUAAUGAACAUUGUUGGAGGGAGCCUGAGAUCCAAGAUUUCCAUUUCCAACGACUGCUUCUCCGUAAUUGUUGUGCAUAUAACAAUAAAUUACUUGAACUGAACCAUCAGAACUGCUGUUGAAGUGUGUGUGGCAGCUGGGAGUGUCUGCAGGCACUGACUGGUUCCUCUCCAGACCAUCCCAUUCAUUAAAGAAAGUUUAUAGCCUGCAGACACACUCACUGAGAGAGCCAGCCGCCGCUUCACCCGUCUCACAUGAAGACAGAGAAGAAUUGGAGUAACACACCUGAAGGCUUCAAUGGAGAACAUCCAGAACCAGGAGGCAGAGGACGGCUCUUACCUGUGUUUCCAGAGAACUCCGUCUCUCAGACGCAAAUGGAGGAAACGUUACGGCGGUCUGGACGGCAACAAACUGCUGGAGCCCAAUAAAGACCCAGACAUGAAAGAGGAUGGAGGGAUGACAGACGAGAGUCAGCAGAGGAACACUGAGAACCAGGAUGUAGCACCUCGCCCAGCUCCCAGGAGCCUGAUCCAGAACCAGGUCCAGACUGCAGUCCAGAGUCCGGUCCAGAGGCCUGUAAGCCUCGUCAGUCCUGGACCUGCAGUGGUCCCGGUGUCAGCCACUAAUGGCGGCCUGAAGCCUCCUCUCCCCCAGGCGGUGGUCCAGCCCGAGGACAGAGGCUACCCCCUCUCCCAGCCCUGGUUCCCCCCCCAGCAGAGUCCGUCCAAACGCAGAGCGGCUGCUGAUGUGCUGUUUGACAGCUUCGCUUCAGAUGGAAAAAUUAACAUCAACCAGUUCUUUGAGGCCAUCUGGAGCUCCGGGCUGCACAGGUCCGACCCUCGUCUCAGAGAGUGUUUCUUUCACCUGAGGAAACUGCAGGAUGCCGAGGGAUCCGUGGAUAGAAACACCUUCCACAGGUGCAUCACAGGAUUCGUCUCUCUGAUCCUGAAAGCUCUGCAGGGCCGAUUCGUCAUCCCAGAUUUUUCCACCUUCACCGAAGAAACUCAGAAGUUGUUUUCGAGGUGUCGUCAGCUGUCGUCUGUCCAGGAGAAAGAGAAAGAGACCAUGGACAGCACGAAGUGGGGCGUCUCAAUCUGCACUGUGGAUGGACAGAGGUUGUCUCUGGGCGACUGGGCCGGCUCGCUGGUUCUGGGUGAGGUGUCAUGGCCGCUGGUGUAUGGCGUGGCGGUGGACCUGCUGGGCUCUGACCUCGUCCACAGAUACGUUGGCGUGGAGGCGUACUCCAGACACGACUCUCCGUUCACACUCACCAAAACAGGAAUCCCUCACAGCCCGCUCACUGAGACGGGAGCCAUCGUUACUACGUCUUUACUGCAGCUGGCGGGGCGGCUGUGUGCAGAGGAAGAGGAGAAGUACGACUCGGUGCUGAACGUCAUCCGAAGGCUCUGCAACAAGGAGCACGCCAGCUUAAACUGCACCAGUUAUCAGAGCAGCAGGAAGGCCAGUGUGAGACUCCACUCCCUGUCCUUCUACCUGCAGGAGAAAAAGUGUUUUCCAGACAAGGCGGACAUUAAUGCUGCUUUGGAUCUAAUGCUGCAGUGCGCCUCAACUGAGAUCACCUGUGAAUCAGGAGCUGCCAUGGCUGCCUCGUUAGCCAACGGGGGCCUCUGUCCACUGUCAGGUGACCAGGUGCUGUCUCCGGCGGCGACGCGGAGCAUGCUGUCUAUGAUGCAGGUGGCGGGGAUGAAAGAUUACUCCACCACCUUCCACUACAAGACGUCGGUACCGGCCGUGUCUGGCAGCCAUGGCUCCCUGCUGGCGGUGGUUCCUGGUGUUCUGGGUCUGAUGGCGUUCUCUCCGGAGACGGACGCCUGUGGAAACCCCUGGAGGGCCGUCCACUUCUGCCAAGAGCUGAUUUCCACAUUUCAGCUGCACAGUUUUGACAUCAGGACUCCGUUCAGACAGAUUCUGGCCUACAGACAGUGGAAGGCUGAAUCUGAGGGAUACCAGAUCAUGAACGUCCUGCUGGCAGCUUUCAAAGGAGAUGUCCAGGCCCUGAGGAGGUACUUCCUGUCUGGAGCAGAUGUAAACGCUGUCGACUACGACGGCAGGUCGGCUCUGCACGUGGCGGCUGCCGAAGGUCACGCAGAGGUCAUCCGCUUCCUGCUCCAGAACACCGGAGCGAACCCCGCCCUCAAGGACAGAUGGGGGAGCUCUCCUCUGCAGGAGGCCAGGAGACACAACAAGGACGCUGCCGUCCAGCUGCUGCAGGGAUCCGUCUGAAUCUGACCUUUGACCUGUUAGACAAACGUUAUCUGAUGAAUAAAAUGGACAAAAUAAAUCAAUAAACCUGCUUCUUUAUACAGCCAGUGGUGGAAGAAGUACUCAGAUAUUUUACUGCAGUAAAAGUACUUAUACCACAGUGUAG
Molecule: messenger RNA, 2520 nt
Organism: Sebastes umbrosus (honeycomb rockfish)
Lineage: Eukaryota; Metazoa; Chordata; Actinopteri; Perciformes; Sebastidae
Gene: glsl
Product: glutaminase like
Exons: 23
Coding region: 429-2375 (648 amino acids)
Biological process (GO): L-glutamine catabolic process
Molecular function (GO): glutaminase activity; protein binding
Source: RefSeq, a predicted model, not a curated record